UCAACACUGCGACGAAAAAAAUAAUAUUUCUUCAAAUUUCCUUGAAAUUACGCUAAAAUAAAACCUAAAAUUAUAAAAACUCCUUAACUUAACCAUCAGACAUCAUGUCAAACGCCAUAGAAAUCCCUUUACGGGAUACCGACGAGGUCAUCGAAUUGGAUCCCGAACAACUCCCGGAAGGCGAUGAAGUGCUCGGCAUCUUGCGACAAGAACGUUCGUUCCUCAGUACUUGGGUCAAUGUUGCCUUGGCUUAUUACAAACAAGGCAAAACCGCGGAUUUUGUGAAAAUUUUGGAUGCAUCUCGUAUCGACGCCAAUACCGAAUAUCGUGAUUAUGAAAAGGAUCAAAUGCGAGCGUUCGAUAUGUUAGCGGCAUAUUACGUACAGGAAGCGAAUCGUGAAAAAUCGAAGGAUAAAAAGCGAGAACUUUUCAUGAAAGCCACGCAUUUGUACACGACAGCCGAUAAAAUUAUCAUGUACGACCAAAAUCACUUGUUAGGACGAGCGUAUUUUUGUUUGCUCGAAGGCGACAAAAUGGAACAAGCUGAUGCGCAAUUUAAUUUCGUCUUGAAUCAAUCGAACAAUAAUAUUCCAUCACUUUUGGGCAAAGCGUGCAUUGCUUUCAACAAAAAAGAUUACCGCGGCGCUUUGGCAUUUUACAAAAAAGCUCUCCGAACACAUCCGAAAUGCCCGGCAGCGGUUCGAUUAGGCAUGGGACACUGUUUCCUGAAGAUGAACAAUCCGGAAAAAGCUAGAUUAGCAUUUCAACGUGCUUUGGACCUCGAUCCGCAAUGUGUGGGCGCUCUCGUUGGCUUGGCAAUCCUCAAAUUGAACUUGCACGAACCCGAAUCCAACAAAAUUGGCGUUCAAAUGCUCUCGAAGGCUUAUACGAUCGAUUCGACAAACCCCAUGGUACUGAAUCAUCUCGCAAAUCACUUUUUCUUCAAAAAGGACUAUCAAAAAGUCCAACAUUUGGCGUUGCAUGCAUUCCAUAACACGGAAAAUGAGGCAAUGAGAGCCGAAAGUUGCUAUCAACUCGCCCGGGCUUUUCAUGCGCAACGAGAUUACGAUCAAGCGUUUCAAUAUUAUUAUCAAUCGACGCAGUUUGCACCGACAAAUUUCGUUUUGCCGCAUUAUGGGUUGGGUCAGAUGUACAUUUAUCGCGGCGACUCGGAAAAUGCAGCGCAAUGCUUUGAAAAAGUAUUGAAAGUUCAACCCGGGAAUUAUGAGACGAUGAAAAUUUUGGGUUCGCUUUACGCUAAUUCAAGUUCUCAGUCGAAACGGGACAUUGCGAGAAAUCAUUUGAAAAAAGUCACGGAACAACUUCCGGAUGACGUUGAAGCUUGGAUCGAAUUGGCGCAGAUUUUGGAACAAAAUGACCUUCAAGGGUCCUUGCAAGCUUACGGGACAGCGAUGACUUUGUUGAAAGACGUUGGCAUGGAAGUUCCUCCUGAAAUCCUUAACAACGUCGCUGCCCUUCAUUAUCGUUUGGGAAAUCUCGAAGAAGCCCAAAAAAAUCUUCAACAAAGUUUGGAACGAGCAAAAGCCGAAGUUGAAGUUGAUCCGCAUUAUUACGAGUCAAUUUCCGUAACGAUGACAUACAAUUUGGCACGACUCAACGAAGCCAUGUGUUGUUUCGAUAAAGCCGAUAAAUUGUACAAAGAUAUUUUGAAAGAGCAUCCCAACUACAUCGAUUGCUAUUUGCGACUUGGAUGCAUGGCACGAGAUAAAGGUUUGAUUUUUGUUGCUUCGGAUUUCUUCAAAGAUGCACUGAAGAUUAACAUGGAUAACCCGGAUACGCGAUCGUUGUUGGGUAAUUUGCAUUUGGCGAAGAUGCAAUGGACUUUGGGACAGAAGAAUUUCGAAACGAUUUUGAAGAAUCCAACAACGUCACAAGAUGCUUAUUCGUUAAUUGCUUUGGGGAAUUUUUGGUUGCAAAGUUUGCAUCAGCCGAGUAAAGAUAAGGAGAAGGAUAAGAAGCAUCAGGAGAAGGCAUUGUCGAUUUUUAAGCAAGUGCUGAGGAAUGAUCCGAAAAAUAUUUGGGCAGCGAAUGGGAUUGGAUGUGUACUUGCUCAUAAGGGAUGCAUUAUUGAAGCGAGAGAUAUUUUUGCUCAGGUUCGUGAAGCAACUGCCGACUUUUCCGACGUUUGGUUAAACAUCGCUCACGUUUACGUCGAACAAAAGCAAUACAUCAGCGCCAUUCAAAUGUACGAAAAUUGCUUAAAAAAAUUCUUCAAGCACAACAACGUCGAAAUUAUGCUUUAUCUCGCUCGAGCGUAUUUCCGUGCCGGCAAAUUGAAGGAAGCCAAGUUCACUUUGAUCAAAGCUCGUCGCGUUGCGCCUCAAGACACGAUUCUUCUCUUCAACAUCGCUCUCGUCUUACAACGUCUCGCCAUGCAAACCUUGAAAGAUGACAAAUCCGUCUUGACUGUCGUCUUGCAAGCUGUUCACGAGCUCGGAUUGUCCUUGAAAUAUUUCACGUAUCUCGCGCAAAAUGGCGACAAAACGCGAUUAAACGUCAAUUUGGCACAAGCUGAGGCAAAUCAAUGUCAAGAUUUGUUGUCGCAAGCACAAUAUCACGUGGCUCGAGCUCGUCGCAUUGACGAACAGGAAAAAUCUCUGCGGCAAAAGCAGGAGGAAGAACGUCGCGAGUUCAAGAAACGUCAAGAAGAGGAAAGACGUCGCAUGGAGGAGUUGCGUCACAAGACAAAAGAAGAAAUGCUCGCGAAACGUCAAGAGUACAUCGAAAAAACGAAAAAUGCGAUUUUACUUGCAACGGUCGUCGACGAAAAACCCCAAAAGGGACGUAAGCGACGCGAUGAAUACGUCUCGAGCAGCGGCAGUGAAGGUCCCCCAGGUGAAGGAGGCGAACGAAAAGAGAAGAAAAAACGCGAACCGAAACCCAAAAAGGACAAAGGUGCUCGAAAACGUCGCGAAAAGAAGCAACAAGAUGGCUCCGGAUCGGAUUCGGAAGGCGGCGAAGGCGGAGCUGGCAAGAAAAAGCGCGGCAAGAAACGCGGGCGAGUCGAAGCUGACAAAGGACUCACGAAACAGCAACAAUCCCGAAUUGUCUCGAAAGCAACAAUUUCCACGAGCGAGUCGGAUAGCGAUCAAAGCCGUCUCAAAAUUGCAUCGGGAAGCGAUUCAGGCAGCGGAUCCGGAGGCGAUCAAAAAAUCAAGAAGAAACGUCGUAUCGCAAGCGGAUCAGAACGUUCGUCGCGAAGUCGUUCACGUUCCGCAUCCGGAUCGGCAAAAAGUCGCAGCGGAUCGUCGAGAUCGCGUUCAAGAUCAGGUUCGCGAAGCAAAUCGCGCAGUAAAUCGGGAUCGAGAUCGCGAAGUGGCUCAAGAUCGAAAUCGCGUUCACGCAGCAAGUCGGGAAGUCGUUCACGAAGCGGAAGUAGAUCGUCGAGAUCGCGCAGCGGAAGCAGAUCGGGAAGCGGAAGUCGAAGAUCGGGAUCUCGAAGCGGAAGUGAAAGUAGACAAGGAUCUCCAGUUUCGAGGAAAUCCGUUUCAGCAAGUCCUAAUUAAGAUUUUUUUUUUUAUAAUUUAACUCUAAUGUAACUUUUAUUGAAUGAAUAAAAAAUAAAAAAAAUAAAAUUUUUGGGCGAAUACAAUAUAAAUUUGGUAAUAAGAGGAUUUUGGCAGAAAUUUU
Molecule: messenger RNA, 3651 nt
Organism: Culicoides brevitarsis
Lineage: Eukaryota; Metazoa; Arthropoda; Insecta; Diptera; Ceratopogonidae
Gene: Ctr9
Product: RNA polymerase-associated protein CTR9 homolog
Exons: 4
Coding region: 105-3527 (1140 amino acids)
Biological process (GO): transcription elongation by RNA polymerase II; regulation of DNA-templated transcription
Cellular component (GO): Cdc73/Paf1 complex
Molecular function (GO): RNA polymerase II complex binding
Source: RefSeq, a predicted model, not a curated record